CUCUCUCGUGUGUGUGUAUGUGUGUGUGUUCUUUUAUGUGACCAAAAUAACCUGAGGACAUUUUGGCUGGUCCUCACAUUCUGACUGAGGACUGAGAAUUUUAGGGGGUAGUGUUAGAUUAAGAGUUAACGUUAGGUAUUUAGUUAUGGUGGUUAAGGGUAAGGGAUUAGGGAAUGCAUUAUGAGUGUCCUCACUGUGAAUGUUGUGCAAUGUGUGUGUGUGUGUGUGUGUGUGAGAGAGAGAGACAGAGGUUUACUCACAAACUCUUCUUCCUCCGAGGUGCUGCAAUCUGCUUUACUCUGAAGUUUAAGGCGGACGAAUGGCAGGAGAAAACCUCAGCGACUCACUUCCAGAGCUGAAGGAGGUGGAAAACAAGCUCGGCAGGAAAACGCCAGAGAGUCUCCUGACUUGGAUGAGGGAUGCUGCGAGCUGCGGUGAUGAUGUGGACGAUGAGUGGAGAGACCACAGCUCUGCCUCCAGUGGUCGCCUUUCUGACAGAAUCCUCACUUUAAAACAAGAGAUGAGGUGGCUGCGCUCUGCCGAUGUAAGGAUUCUGCGGCAGCUGGUGUCGGUGCAUGAAGGUAUCGAGGCCACGCGUUGGCUGAUGGAGGAGCGAGGAGCCUUCGCCAGUCGAGGCAGCAGCUUGACAAGCAGCCUGAGCAGCCUGGAGCAGGCACCAUCAGUGACCUAUGGCAGGGAAAGCCCGAGUCCAACCGGCCUACAGGAAACAACUGGUGAGGAUUCAGCGGGUCAUCGAUCACCACACACUGACCACAACAGCUCCUUGGAUGUUCUUCGUCCAGAGUCUUCAGAAGUGACUCCAUUCACUCUCUCUGACCCCUCACAUAAUCCUGCCCAUGGUUCAGUCAGUUUAAAAGAGUCACAGUCGCAGGACUGGGACACACGUCUGUCUGAAGACAUCAAAGUUAGUGCUGGUACCAUCACAAGAGCUCUGCUCAGAUCCAGAAAGUCAAGAGGAGAAGUGAAAGAUAGUAGUUUUCCUCUCACCCCGGAGAAGGCGAGUGCACCUAAAAGAGAGGAGCUUCUGCUGGGGUAUGAUGCUCAGUGGUGCUGGGUGGAGUCGCAGGAUGAUGUGACGUUUCUAUGAUUUUUAUGAUGAAGGAGUUAGAUUUCAACUGAAAUGCACUUUGAUAUUAAUCGUGUGUCCUUUGAAUAAGAAGCAUGUUUCAAGACAAAUACCUGUGUCAGGGAUUUAGUUUGGAAUGUUUACUUUAAAAAGACUUUCAAAGCCUAUCCUGUAUUUGUGACCUUGUGUAGUAUUAUGAUUAUGGAUUUAUUUAUUUUCCAUACCACUCAUGAUGGGACUGGUGCAACUCAGCUACAUAAGCCAAGUACCAAAGUAACAGAGCAACAACACAAUUGUAAAAUAUAUAACUAGAGAAAGCACUCACAGAGGACACACCUUUACUAAGUUCCCCACAGUGUCAAUAUAGGCGAAGCUCCAGAUUCUGAACAAACUACACAGUAUUAUUGACCCAUAUGAAGUAUUAGGAAGUAUUAUGGAUUUAAAAACUACAUUUUAAAGUUCUUAAUGAAAAUGUUGAAAACUCCUCUGCCGUGCAUGGUUAACAAUUUAUCCUCAAUGUGACCUGAACACAAAGACUCAAGAUGAUGCUGAUGUUCAACUUACAUUUUUGACUUAUUAUGUUUCUGUAAUAAACCAGACAAACGCUG
Messenger RNA from Solea solea (common sole), 1695 nucleotides. RefSeq names its product leucine rich adaptor protein 1-like. Gene Ontology annotation, biological process: positive regulation of canonical NF-kappaB signal transduction; positive regulation of cytokine production. Bases 320 to 1108 code for a protein of 262 amino acids. The record is from RefSeq and is a predicted model, not a curated record. The transcript has 3 exons. NCBI's taxonomy places the organism in Eukaryota, Metazoa, Chordata, Actinopteri, Pleuronectiformes, Soleidae.